AUGGUUGACCGGACGGGAAUGGACCAUCUGUCACAACCUGUCGACGUAUCACGGGAGUUGAUCAAAGCUGCCAUAUUAGACAACGACUUCAUGAAGAACCUCGAAAUGACGCAGAUCCGGGAGAUCGUGGAUUGCAUGUACCCGGUGGAGUACGCAGCAGGUAGCCUCAUCAUAAAGGAGGGGGAUGUCGGCUCCAUCGUCUACGUCAUGGAAGGCAGCUCAUGUGAAACAGCAUUUCACAAGUACCGCCUUACGCCGUGGCAGUAUCCACGAAAUUACGUUUUGAGAAAUCCUCCAGGGACGGAAACCACAGCACACGGUCCGUUUACGGACAAGGGUACCCCCGGUACACGAUUCUUCACGAAGGAUUGCGAUUUCCUGGAUACGGUUCGAUCCAUGCUGUUCUACUUCUGA
Nezara viridula (southern green stink bug) is the source of this 414-nucleotide messenger RNA. The record is from the annotation of a GenBank genome assembly. Lineage: Eukaryota; Metazoa; Arthropoda; Insecta; Hemiptera; Pentatomidae.